Pocillopora meandrina is the source of this 35165-nucleotide messenger RNA. The record is from the annotation of a GenBank genome assembly. NCBI's taxonomy places the organism in Eukaryota, Metazoa, Cnidaria, Anthozoa, Scleractinia, Pocilloporidae.
UAGUUAUAUAUUUUAUGCUCGCAGCGUUUAUGAUAUCAGAAGAAAACGGGAGGAACAUCAUGAGCUAUCACCUUGAAGGUAAGCUGUCAGUAUUUAGGAAAAUGAUGACAAGAAUACACAAGUAGCAGCUUGAAUCACGACCUUGAUUACUUGAAUAGAUUUCGGAACAAGUCAACGCUUCAUAAACUGUUCAUAAACCAACGGCAAGACUGUGAUUUCGCAAAAUUUCUUUCUCGUGCUUUAACAGAUCCCACAAAAAAAAAAAAAAGUUAGUAGAUAAAAGCACCUCGUAUACAUUGAACUUGAAGGUUCGUAAUGUUGUUAAGAAAGAGAAAUUAAAUCUUGCCGUUUGCUGUUCGCAUAAGCGUGAUCCAUCACUCUCACGCAACGUGCUAAGAAGCAAAGGCUGGGCGAUGAUGUCAUAGAAGAAUACGGAUCUUUUAUCAACAAAUUUAUUUAGCCUAUGUGCAGACGUGUAAACACUCGGACCCAAGCGUGGCGCCCACCCAUGUCAUCCAUGGGAAUGAAAGUUUUUUUAAAAAUUAGCAAUCCUCCUUGAUCAUAGAAAUUACUUCAAAAAUGUUCAAAGCCAAAGCGAAACCACCAGGCGCCACUUUCUUUCAACGUUGCGUACUAAGAACCAGCUUUCUUUUUCGGAGGAUUUUUCAUUCGCUUUUUCUUCCAUCUCCAAUAGUUCUUCUUCAAAAAUUUCUCCAAAUAUAACGAUGUUGAAAUUCGGAAACUCGUCACUGUCCAUAUUUCAAAAGUUUGAGGAGAAUUAUAUUUAAAUUUAACAAUAUGGGAUCUUGUAGAGAUAUAAUCCUUAGGGAAGCUACAUUGCUUAUAAUAUUCCACAGUUUUACAAUGUGAACAAAAUAUUAAGCUUGAAAAGUAUUGGUCUUAAGCGCCGGCAGGACAAUAACGUAGCAGCCUGACCGCAGCGGCAACAUGAAUGAUUGUUAAAGAUAACAUGAUGCAGUCGAACCUGUAUUCUGCGGCACCGUAUUAAGCGAUCACCCUGGAUUGAGCAAUCGGUUGUCAAAGUCGCGAAUUUUCCCCCUAAAUCACUGCGAUUUUCACCUCCAUCGAGCGGUAGUGGUCACCUUUGAGUGAGUCCUAACGGCCUGUUUGUAUGGUCUUCUACCUGUAUUCAACGGUUACUUAAAAUGGAACCGCUCAAAGAAAAUUAAUAGUAAUCUUUCAAGUAAAUUUAACCCAUGUUCCCCUACCGAGAUCAAUGUCAAAAGUAUUUGUAGGAGAGUUAUUGUGCUAAUACGAAGUCAUGAGCAAAAACGAAGUACAUGUUCGUUUCUACUCUAUUAUGCGGGUAAAAAAUGCUAACUUGAGCCUUUAUUACGAGCACAACAUCGGGGGAGCUCGGAUUUCGUAAUCGGAAAUCUACCCGAGAUGACCUCCUUUCGACCGAUAUCGGAGUACGCUUUCCGUUUCAUUUACGGUUUGUAUUUUUGGUGGUUUCGGCGAGAUAGCUUCAUGUCACGCCACAUGCAAGCUCGACGAUUCGCCACAACAUCGAAAUAUUUCGUGUAAUGCUAAGCAAUUUAAUCUUCAGAUAGAGCGUCUGAUGUUCUGCAAAGUUAUUCGACAUAACGCUACAUCAUUUGUGUGUACGCUGUACCAUUCUACAUUACGCUAAGCCAUUUCAUUCAACGCUACACCAUUUGUGUGUACGCUGUACCAUUCGACAUUACGCUGAGCCAUUUCACGCAGCGCUACACCAUUUGUGUGUACGCUGUACCAUUCUACAUUACGCUGAGCUAUUUCAUGCAACGCUACACCGUUUGUGCGUACGCUGUGCUACUCGACGUUACCCUGACCCAUUUGACGCAACGCAACACCGUUUGUGUGCUGUAUUGCAAAGGAGUGCUAAGCUAUUCGCAAUUGAGCUAGUCCAUUUCACAAUUUCAUGUUCCAACUCGACAUGGGCAACUGGACCGUUUAUCAUUUGGCUGAACUAUCCAUGUUUAGGGUGUUCUGCUUCACGAAGGAAAACUAAACCGUCUAUAAUUUGGCCAUGCCAUUCCUUUAUUAGCUAUUCUAUCCUGCAGCUGAUCUUUAGACCAGCUUUGUAUUUGCUAAUCUAUUUGACAUCCUUGUAUUUUUGGUGGUGACGGCCGCCCAUACAUUUAGUCUAUUUGAGGCCGUUCUCUGCUGCCGGGCAUUUAGCCACAGCCAAACUGAAGAAAGGAUACCGGAUAAAUUGAUUGAAAAACAACAAAAAAAUCAAAACUUCUACAAAUUAAAAAAUUCAAUUCGAAAAUUCUGAAAGUACAAUAUAUAUACAAUUAAACCACUAUUAUUAGAACAUAGUCAGCUUGGGUUUCUGCUUUGGCUCAAUUGACACCACUGUCUAAAGGCGAGUCAAUCUUUCAUCACGUGUAGCAUAAUAAAUAAGUAUGCGUGAAGCAUAAUAAAUGAGAGUCCUUACAAGACUCUAUAGGGUUGCGAACUUUAUCGCUGUAACCCUUUCACUCCCAAUAUCUAAUUAGUAAUUCUCCUUACUAUUUGCCCUACAAUUCUUAUGAUGUUAGUUCAGAGAAUUUGGUAUUGGAUCAACUAAUAAUCCCAUAAUUGAUAUUCUUCUCUAUUCUCAUCACCUACCUGCUUGAUAUUGUAUUGAUAUUGUAAGGAGAAAUUCUGUCUUGGUCACUUGUGGGAGUGAAAGGGUUAAACAUGCAUGUCUUUGAUUUGGCAGGGUGAGUAUGUUCUUGAGACAAAGUCUGCUGGACGAUUAGCACGAGAUCUUUCUGCUACUUUCUGGGUUUUACGUAAGAAACAAGGAGAUUUUAUUGAAAAAAGUUGUUGUGACCAAGCUUUAUUUACAUGGCUGGACGAUUGAAACUCGGUCGAUGGAAGCGUGAACGGUGGAAAAAGGAGUCAAAUGUGUCAAACAGCACACCUUCCACGCGCUCUGAAGGAAGUGGAACCAUCCAUGAAAUCAGUGGCGUGAGGUCAGUAUCUUUUAGCUGUCUGAAUCGUACCUCUCUAUCCGAUAUGUGUAACCCUGUGACAUCAAGUGUGCAUUCUUUCUGACCUCAGUGUGCGUGUUAGUGAAGUGUUUAAUUAUCUUUGAAUCAGAAACUCUGAGAAAACACAGCUGUUUAUUCGUCAUUCACGCUAUUCAAAACCUACAAGGUUAAAAGAUCAAGUCUCGCAAAAUAAGAGCUUGUUUGCAAUGCAAAUUUGUAGUCUAAGUAAUUAGAGGAGUGUGAGCCUGCCUCAAUUAUCAACUGAGUAUUCUAAACAAAAGAAAAAUGUUUAGAAAUUAGCGUCUUUGAAGGAAUCUUUUGCAGAGCAGGGAAGCAAAAAUGUCAUCAGAAGACACUAAUGAUAGCGAAGAACAACGAAAGCGUCUGCGAAAAUCAAGAAAACUUGGUCUUUGUCAAAAAUUGUCUAUUCCGGAUCGUGCAUCGUACUUAGAGGGGCAAACACCAUUUCAGCGGUAAGACCUAUAACAUGAGGAGAAGAAAUUGUCUAUAGGAAUAGAAAUUGACUGUAGUCAUUAAAGAAAUUUCGUGAUGUGAUUAAAAAAUAAUCGAUCAGAUCAAUUGCCGUUGUAUGUUUUUAAAUUUUAAUUCUUGGUACCCUAUUUCGUCGGCGGCACUUACACUGUUGAUCCACAAGCUUCAUCUCACCGUGGGAUAUUGAAAUUUAAACCAUGUUUGACAGUGUUUCAUUCUGUCGAGUCAAUGACCACAAUUGUAAUCAUUCUUUUUCCUGCUUGAAAUUUCGUUUUGGCUCAUUUAAUUGGGCCGCUUUCGUGUGAUUACACUACUCAAGUUGAAUACAUUGUUACAUGCGAUACGUAAACAAUAUUUCACUCAUGUUGUGUUUAACAUUUGUUAUGUGAAACAUAAUUGAGAGAGAAGAAUGUAAUAUGGUUAUUACUUUCCUAAAAUUGAUUUCAACUAAAGUUUUUAUUUUUUUACCUUGAAAGAUCAGGUGACAGCUUGCCUUUAACUGACUUCUGUUCAUUGCUUCACUUGAUAUUUUUUUGGAUACAAUUAACAUUUAUCAUGCAUUGUUAAUUUACCUUUACAGUUUUUGUUACAUAAUCAGCAAAAUAUCUCAUUCCUAAUUGGUCAAAUGUGUCAAAGAGUGCAGUAAGGGAUUUCUCUACUACACCUCUUUAAAAUUGAAGCUGUUAACAAUAAAGAUGAUUGCUUAACUCUGAAUUGUUCUGCAAAACAUGGUGGGUUUGUCACUAUAAUUCCAUUAAAUUACCAAUUUAAAGAAAAUAGAAUUAUUCUCCAAGGAUUUGAAAUUCCUCCAAGUAAUGUGCAUUUAAGACAUAAAGAGAAGCCUUAGAAAAAGUUUUGUUUGAAAUAUGAUAAAAAGUUUGCAUAUUUGCAUUUGUUUGAUUUUGCAAGGGAGAAUGACACCAUACAGUCCAUGAAUUAAAUUGUGGAUGGGGAAUGUGGGUUCUGGGCUUUAAACCCAAAUAAAAUAUCUCGUGUCUCAAUCUUCAUGUUUUUAGGAAUUGGCAUCUCUGCAGUGUUUGUAUAGGUAAUAAGAUGAUUUUUAGUGCAAUUUGGUGUUAAUAAUCAGGAGUAAAUUUUUCAAAGACCACCAAAAUAUCACAGAAAGUCAUAAGAGAAGUAGUUUUGAUGUCAUUUGUGAUUUGCACUCAUAUUACAACUAUGCACUUGUGUUAAAUUAAAAUUGCACUUGUUUUCAGCCAAUCAAAAGCAUGUUCAUGUUCAUUGCUAGCAUAGAUCUGAUUACUUUCAACCAGUUUCAAGUUACCUGACUGUUAGCUGUAGGUUUACCAAACCAACAUUAUUCAUAAUGCAUACAAUUAUUACAUAAACUACUUGCAAACUAAUUUUCAAACCAUAUUCCCAUGCAUAGAAAUUAACUUGCUGUUCACUAUCUGACUUUAAUUAUAGGUAUAGAGUCAUAAUGCAAGUUUGAUAAAAUAAUAAGGGGAAAUUAGAUAUUUUGAAUAUUAUUGAGUGGGUUUUCUAAGAAAAGCUGUGCAAAAUAUGACAUGCAAUUAAAGACUGCCACAAUCUCUGAUAAUCUGCAGAAAAAGUAAAGUUAUCAUCACUGUUACCUAAUUGUAAUCAUUGCAUUUUCUUAAACCUGUUACAUCUUGACAUCAGUAUGCAUAUUCUUAAUACUGUUCAUUAUAAUAGUGUCAAGGACAAUUUUUUUAACAGUUCAGAGCUUCUUGUUGUGUUGUUGUGAUAAUGUUUGGACAAAUUAGAUGCUAAUCAAUUUACAGGAUUAAUAGUUAGUUAGCAGAAAGUUAAGGUUAAAAAUGACUCAAGUAGUGUGAUCCUAAAAUUUGGAUUUGUCAAAACCUGUAUGAAGGCAUUCACUAUCUGCCUUCUCCUGGUUUUGGUCUGCAACCUUUCAAAGGUUUUGCAAAGCUGUACAGUAUACCUCUGUUUGGUUUAGAUAUUUUACAGGAAUUUAUUCUCAGACCCUAUUUGCUGUAAAACUGUGAAACCUAAGAAUAUUAUUCCUUUUGUCUCUGUAAUUGUUGAUUGCACACAGGGCUAAAAACUUUGAUGACAGCUAUUUUGAAAAACUCAAUUCACUGAACUGGAAUGAAAAACAGGCUGAAAACCAAAAUAUUAAGGUAGGGAGAGAACUAUGGUACAUGCUGUGUGAAUGAAUUAUUUUUUUGGAAUGAGAUGUUUAAAUAUAUUUGCCAAUGUUGUGUCAAAGCAUGGUAAAAGUCUAAUGAUUUUGGUAAUUUUAGUAAAAAUAUUUGAUACUAUGUACAUGCGUACAUAUGCAGCCAUGACAAACCUUUAGCCUAUCUCACUGAAGAACCAAUUCCCAACAGCAACCAUCAUCUACCUUUCUGUAGUUUUCAAAGACAAACAUGAUGAUUAACUGUUGGCUGAUAAUUCUUGUCAAGUGUUUGAAAUUGAUUUUUAGUAAUUCUUCAAUGAGAUGCUACGUGUGAAACAGUUUUGAGAUUGGUUUGCAACAUACUUGGUUACGAGUUAAAAAUACUGGUAUGCUUUCCGUUGAUCAUAUUCAAGCAUUAAAUUUAAGAAGCAAUACCAGUUAGAUGUGAAAGAUGUACAUGUAUGUGCAAUUUGUGAUCUCCUCUUAUAGAGACUCUGUAAAUUGUAGAUUGUGAUAGUGAGACUUCUAUAAAAUUAAUAAACCACAAGUUUUUGUCAGCUAGUUAAUGACAGAGCAGAUGUUUGAGGGAACCAGUUAUCUACUAGUGGAAGAAUUAAUUAAUUGAAAUGUACUGAUGGUAGCAGGCUGUAGCAAACCAGCAACAGCUGACUAACAUGCUCUUUAUUGCAACUGCCUUAUGAAGAAUUUAAGUUGAAUCAAGACUUUUGUCAAUGGUGACUCAAUCUACACCAUGAGAAAAACAAUGAAGUAUUCAUUAAUCAGUAUGGUAUUUUAACUGCUCUUGUAUUUGAUCAUCCCCAUAGGUAGAUUAUAUUAUUUUAGUCACUACUCUAAACUUCUUUGAAUCAAUCCAACUUAUAGUGCUAAUUAAAAGGUGGCUUUUCAUUGUGGUUUGUAGGACACAGUCACUGAUGACAACCUUAAUCAAUCAGAGGAAGAUGAACAAAGUGAGGCAGAGGUGUUAUCAUCUAUUGAAGCUGAACCAACUGUAAAUGAUAAACAGGUGGAGUUAAUUAUGUAAUACACCAAGAUUGAUAUUUUAAUUCUGUGAGUUGCAUCAAAAUAAUGUAGGUCAAAGCAAUUUCAAAAUUUUUAUAAAUAACCUGAGUUGGCUUUUUUUCAAAUUAAGAAAUGGGUCUUCAGUCAAAUUCUCUUGAACCACAUAUACAAACAUUUAUUGGACAAGAUUAAAGACAAUCAAUCAAUCAAUCAAUGAAAAUGUUGCUUAGACAUGUAGCAGCUAUAGGAGAAUACACAUGUAGCAAUUACAUGUAGGAGAAUGUGAUUGAUCAUUCAGGCAUUCAGUUUUUGUAUGACUGAUUAUAGAAGAAUAAAAAAAGUAACAAGGUCAACAAGGGCAUAAAAUUAAUCAAAUUAUAAGUAAAAAAAGGCAGGAAUUAAUAUGAAUAAUCUUCACUGAUGUUCAGCAAUUAUACAGGCACUUGUUCAUUACAAAUGUUCAGACUGAAAUUUUCAACACUGGUAAGAGGUCUUGUUACCAGCUAUUUUUAAAGAGGGCUAUACAACACAUACUCUGGAUAAGCUAAUAUAUAAUAAGUAGUGUAUUCCAUUUUACUGGCCUUGAUGUUACAAAAAUAAAAGGAAUGAAACACUCAAGAAAUGGGGGCACGUAUGCUUUUUAAAGACACACUGCACCAUAUUUUAUCCUUUAAAACAAAUCAAAGUUCUACAUGAUUCUAAACAGGAUGUAGUAGUUUAGUUGUAGUACCUGUACAUGUGGUAAUUUUAUGGGUGUUUGGUAACUUAAAUUUAUCAACUUGACAAGAUGUGCAUCGUUUGUUCUUCCAAUAGCGAGCUGCAUUGUACUGUGAACUAUUGUAUACUGUCAUACACCAGCUCGGAGCACGUGGCAAGACAUCCUCUCUCACCCCUGGAGAUUUAUUUGUGUAUGCUCAGGAGGUAAAAGAAGACAAUAUGUUUUAUUAUUAAUAACUGCUUGGGUGAUCAUAGGCAAUUAUUGGAUGACUUUGAGUAUGAAAGAAUUAUCCUGAUUUGUAAUCAUGAAUUAUCAAUGCAGAUGUCUAGAGGUAGAUAACACAGACACAAGGUUUGAUUAUUCAUGAUAUCAUGCAAAAAUCUAAUUCAAUAAUUGUUUUAUACAUUUUCUAAACAAUAUGUAAAAAGGGACACUUCUCUCUGAGUCUGCAAAAGUUUGAGGACACUGAAUAGACUUGGUGAGGCUUGGAGACCAGGCAGACUUUAAACUUGACAUGAUUAUUUAAUAUUUGCUGUGGACAUUGGGUUAUUAUGUCAACUUUGGGCAUUAUUGUAUAUUUACUGUAUGCUCUUGACCAAUCAGAGUUUUAAUUGUAGGUCUAAGAGAUUAUCAUGCUCUGAUUGGUUGAAGCUCACAUUAUACCAUGCUAAAAUCGCCUCACAUGAAGAGAUAAUAGAAGGGGCACUGAACUUCAAAAUGGCUGCAAACAAUUGCCCCAGCCAAGCAGAAUUUUUCACUGAACGAUUGCCCCAGCCAAGCUUAAUUCUUUAUUGAACAAUUCUUUGUUUGAUCAACGAAUGUUAUAGAAUUUAGCAAAGGGUUGUGGCAAAAAUGUCGAGACCCCCCUAGAAGCUAAGACCCCAAAAAAGAAAGACCAAAAAUGUAGACCCAAAAACAAAGGUUCUUGCUGGAAAUCCAGCUGUGGUUUUAAUCUUUCUAAUGGUAAUAGAGCAUGCACUCAAACAUAAGUUUUACAUGUAUUCCUUUAAUAGGCUAUGUUGUAUACUUAAUUACCAAGCCUUUGAUUUGGAGUGAGGUUGAAAGCGACCUUGUUGUGACAGAAGCUAGUACCUAGUUAGCAUAAUAACAAAACAAUUUACAUUUGAAAAGCAGCAAAAUUGUAUCAUAACAAGGUCACCCUUAGCCUCACUCCAGCUAAAAGGCUUGGCAACUAAACACACAACUAGAUGGACUAUUCUAUUCAUUUUUUCACAUUGAACUAAGUGCCAGCGAGAAUUGUAUGAGAACUGAUGGAUUCUUGUCUCCUUAUUUAGUCAUAAAAGGUCUUCAUCUUUGGAUGCGGUACUAUAAUGGGACUUUUCCCCGCUGAAACAAUGUCAAACAUUGACUGGAGAAAAGAAAGAAAUGUCUCAGUAAAAACUGUUCAAAAGAAAGAUCACAAAAUUUUUAUUGCUGAGCCCUGUUUAUUUAUUUGGAAUUCAACAAACUUAAACGCAAUUUAUUCCAGCAGAAACUUUUUCCAUACAAGCCUCAAAAGACCUCAAAAAUAGUUCUCUAGAUAAAUCCUGAAAAUUUAACAUCGGUGUCAGUGACCACAUACAAACACUGUUGUGAACAGAUCAUGCAUAACACAUCACGAAUUGAUUCAGAAGUGCUUUAAAUGAACUAAGAAUUCAAACAAGGCAAAUAGCGAUGUUUUGCUAGCCCCAACCUUUAUAUCUGGCAAGUUUUGGACAAAUCAGGAGAGCUGGAGAGCAUGCUCUUUUCAAAGUUGGCAUGUUAUUUUGAAAAUAAGUUGUCUUUGCUUCUGGGUCUUUGUUUUGAUUUGAAAACUUCCUUCUAUAUGCCAUUCAUUCACAAAAGUGGACUGUUUACCUUUAAACUCGUCCAUAUGAAUUUUAAAUGAUGUAUUUAAAUUAUUUUUUCACAUCAGGCCCUAAAAAUAUCUGAAGAGACACAUCGAAUGCUUUAUGCCAAGACAAAAGAAAGAGAAGUAAGUUGGAGGAAAUUCGUGUUCUGUUAAUAGUAUUUUAAUAAAUUAAUGAGGAUACAAGUCAGGUUCACAAUCAGUCAGCAUUAACCUCGAUGCAAGUAGAUAUCAAGAGGCAAAACCUAUAAAACUCAGCUAAUAACAGGUCUUAGUCUUUGAAGGUAGGAAACUUGUUUGUCGCCAAAGGUAGCUUAAAAUUUGUGAAAAAUUUUCAUUAUUUCUUUUUAAAUCCACUUGUACUUGACUUUCAUUUUAAUAUCUUUUAGCCUCCAACGUGUAUCAUAAAAGUUGAAGGUAACAUUUACAAUCAAUAUUUGAUUUCUAUGGCUCCUUUCUAUGUGUUCCCUCACCUGCAAUAUUCGGUCACAACCAUUACACUUUUCAGUCAGAAUGAGUUCGAAGACUCUUGACUAAAUUAAAAAGGAACUAAACUGGUUUUUCUCUGGUAGAAAUUGAUGACCUCGGUCUCUGGUUGAUGAUAAAUUAGCCCUAUGUUAGUUAAGAUCUCAUUAGUAUACUGGGAAUAAUAAGGGUCAUAAUAAUGUGAAUGUAUUUUCAAUAUACCACAAGUUUUUUGCAGCUGAUAUGAUCAAUAGUUAACCAUUUACACCCUAUCGUCAGUAUGCAUAUUCUCCACACUGUUCUUUAUACAUUUCCUAAGGUACUGACAAGGAGAAUUUGUUUGCCAAUCAAAAGUUUCCUUCUCUGGAGACCAUUUACUUUUUUCUCAUGACCUUAAUGUGCGAUUCAGGAGUGAUACUGUAGGGAGAAAUUAGAUGUUACUCACUCUUAGGGUUUAAAGGGUUAAGGGUCAUUAUUUCAAUUCAGAAAUUUCCCUUUGUCUUAUGUCUGCAACAAAUUGAUUACGCUUCUCCCAUUAACUUAAAUUGAAAAUACUUUUACACUUAUGACCAUUUCAGUUACUCAGAUACCUUUCAAUGUUUUUAUUUGAUUUAGUUGUUGAGGCCAGACAUCUGGAGGCAAAAGAUGCAGAUGGUAUGAAACUUUAAAAAUUAAUUCAAGUACUGCGCUGAUUUUAUUUUCUGUUGCUCCGGAGCUAUUUACAUUACUGGAAAGGCACUAAAUUUACAGUUGAUAUAAAUAAAUGCAUAAAAAACAUAAAAUGCUAUUCAAAUUUUCUUAAUAUUCCAAACUGGAGACAUUUCUAGAGCAUUUUUUAAUAUUUUUUUUCAAACUAAAACAUGAAAAUUUAUUGAAUUUAAUUUUUCUUCAGGUUUGAGUGAUCCCUACUGCAUGUUAGGGUUAAUAACAGAUGAAAAGGAAGAGGAGAAAAUAAAGAAUAUCAGAGCACAUCGUAGGAAGUCUAAGAGCACAAUCCGAGAGGUUCUUGAUGGCGAGUCUAUGCAUAUGACAACUGUGAAAGAAAACACUCUAAAUCCAGUAUGGAAUGAAACAUUCAUGAUGUGAGUAGCAAGUGCCAUCUACAACUUCAUGGAAGCUUUUAAAGUUAUUUUUUUUAAUAAAAAAUAACUCUAUGUUAGCGUAUAGAAUGGUAUGUUGCUCGCACCAAUCAGAACGCCGCGUUAGGGUAUGUAUCUCGCACCAAUCAGAUCGCUGCAUUAAGGUAUGUAUCUCGCACCAAUCGGAAUGCCGUAUUUGGAUAUCUUGCACUAAUCACAGCGUUUGGGUAUUAUGUUCUAGUAAAUGAUGUAAUGGAUCAGGGGGCUGUGCACAAAGAAUGACAUUAACCAGAAAUUUUGGGCUCAUUUGUUGAGUGUAAUGGUUUGUAACCUUCCCGAGAGCCUUGUCGAUUAAGGUCGAGAUUUAUCGGGAUAUGGAAGGUUUGCAUUUACAUUUUUAAGCCAGAAAUGCAAAACGCUCACGCCAAACAACUACUAUUCCAUUACGUACCAUAAACAACGUCCAAGUCCAAUCAGGACAUACCCAAUCAUUGCACUUCAUGAAGAUUAGGCAAUUUUUCACUUGCUUGAAUUGUAUUUCACCAAUCAAAUUCCAUUUUGUCACAUUAGACUUCGCUCUAUCACGUGUCAUUUUCUUGUAAACAACCUGCAUUUUAUCGCCAUUUGAACCCUCUGGAAAAAAUCCACAUGGAACUAAAUGCUAGUGGUAUUGAAUUUUCCACGCAAUUCUCCCGCGUUUGACUUUUCUAUGAAUUAAAGUGGUUUUAAGCUACCUUUGACUUAACCCAAUUACGUGUUCAUUCCUUGUAAAACUAGACCCUGUGAGCAGGGUAACUGGGAUACCUGGAUGGUACUGGAUCCUUGGAAUCAAUUGUAGUGAUACUACGGGUGUCGUACUAGUAUACUGAAAUAGUGAGCUCAAGUCUGGCCAAGGGCAUACACCUACUUCAAAACAUAGGCACGCUAUGCAUGCAAGAGUUAUUUUUUGUAGGGUGGGUGGAUUACUUGAAACAUUGUAAGUGGUCUACAUUCUUAUAAAAGGAAAGAAGAGUAUUAACGCGGAAAAGAACGAAAAUGUCGAAUUACCUCACACACAGGUAUUUUGUGGUAGAUUAUGUGUGUUGUGCGAAUAAAUGUAACCAAAAAUAAACUGUAUUGAUACCACGGAUACCUGUUAGUACAAAAUGCAGACAGCAGACUGCAGACUGGAUACAAAAUAUAGACUGCAGACUUCAGAGUGGAUACAAAAUGCAGACUGAGAAUCUGAAGAGUUUCUACGUCUGGUAUAUAAUAACAUGCCAUCUUACAGCUUACCGAGCUAAGACAUUGGCAUUGCCAACUAAGACAUUGCCAUACUUGGCAUACAAGGCAUACAAGGCUUUCAUGGCUUUCAAGCGUUCGCGACUCAAUCCGUUCCAAAAUUACCGCUCAAUAACAUCUUUUAGUGUGGAUUGGCCGCGAACAAUACGACUUGUGUAUGCGUCUGUAAGCAUUUUGAGCGUUUGCGCCAUAAUGCUCUAGGUGACCGUAAUCCAAACGCGUUCAAAUACAAAACGACCGACAAAAGAGUUUUAUAAGCAAAAAUCUCGUGGUUCGUCAUGUGACCCGGCCCUGUCCUUGCAUGACAACGUCAAUCAUCAUCAAGAUAACAUGCGUGAUCAGCAUGUGAACACCUCAUUGGAUCACAGUUAGUUGUCAUGGUGUUGAGGGCCCAAUGACCUCUGGGUACUAUUUCGCAAUUUUUCCACUUUGUGGCGGAGGAAAAAAAAAGACGACAAAAAAACAAAGGCAUUUUAUGACUGGGCUACCAUAGGUAUCCCAGUAACAACCUGCAUUUUAUCACGUAUUUCAUACACAGAGGGCAACCAAUCAAGGAACCUUCUUUGAAAUAUUAUCCUUUUCUCUUGUUCAAUGUAUCUUCACUUAUUCGAGAUCGCCGAAUUCAUCUUUCGUUAAGGUCUAUUAGAGGUACAACAGACUUUCAGUUAUCUCUUCGUAGUAAAAUCACGCGGAGUUAUAUUUUUGAGGUAACUAGCAGUAGACGAAUAAUUUUGAUUUUCUCUGUUGGAAGAACGGCAGUAAGAGAAAUCUCUUUCACAACCGUUUUUUGGUCUCGUCACGCAACAAGCGCUCUCUCUCAAACGAGAUAUAGAGGGCGUUGUGUGACGAGACCUAACAAAGGCUGCAAAGGAGACAACAGUAAGCGUGGCACCGAUGCAUUUCAUUUUUACUCAGAAAGAUUUAGACAGUAGAGACAAUAGAUCACAUAAUGUCUGUGUGAGUUCAGAUAAACUAUGGUUUUUUUCUGUCUUUCUGCGAUAUUUCCGUUUUUGAAAGUUAUGCUCUUUUCUCAUUUAAUACACAAACUGUUCCAUCUCAACCCACCCAGCCAAAAAAAUUAUUCUUGCAUGCUACGCAUGCCUAUGUCAUAUAUGAGGGAAUCACUCAAAAUUCACCUUGAAGCAUGGAAUCAUUAUAAAGCUGAACUGAAUGGCUGAACUCAGUAACAAUUAAUGUAUGAAAUUUUCUUAUUAAAAAAAAUAGCAUGAUCAUUUAGAACACAAUAAGUACCUGUACCUGUUUGCAUUUCCCCAAAUUUCUUCCCUUUCCAACUGUUGGCUUCACAAAUCACAUUCAUGGAAUUUUAACAACAACAAAAAUUGAAAUUACAUUUUACAAAUUAAGGUAAAUUUUGUGAAGUGGUGACCUGCAGGCAAAGCAUCGUUAAAUUUCAACUUCCUUCUGUUGAUGUUUUAUUUCCUCUUUGAGCACCAAAUUGUGCAAAGAAAGGGCUUCUCAUAACCUAACUGUUACAGUUAUUUAAUGUUACGGCCAGUUACAUUGAAUAUAAAAAUGGUGGCAAGCAAUAGAAUCACUUUCCUUGAUGUCAGACUUCGGGCGAUAAAUUAAUUUGCCAGACACUGACAAAUCACAAUAUUUUGUAUUGGGUAAGUAUAUUUUCUGGAUCUCCGAUUGUAAAAAACUUCACAGUAAUACAAUGCCCUAUUUGCAGUUUUGUCUUGGCUUUUGCAGGAAGGUUACCAACUCACAAGAAGAGAAAUUGCAUCUUGACAUCUGGUGAGUACACAAUGUAAAUAUUGCUCGGACUCCCAUUUAUCCUACUGCUACUCUAACUAAAGUAUAUAACCCACCUACGCUGGGGAAGUUAUUAAAAAAUACAUUUUUGGUUAUAACAAUGAAACUUCUGUAGUCUGGACAUUUUAUGUAUGGUAAAACAUUUAACAAGGUUAUGUGGAAGAAAAUUUUCCUCUCUUUGACAUUUCCUUUGGUACUUAUAGCUUUUUUUCUCUGUAGUACUAAAAGAUACGCUGUGACUAAAUACCCGGCAGUCGGGCACGGUCUCAAAUAGACUUAACGGGGGCAGUCACAAAUUUUCAAGAAUUUCCGCCGAAAGUUUCUUUCAAACGUCUCGGGAAUACCUAAUGUUUGUUUAGAAAUAUCAAGCGAUUCCAAAAAUUAACAUGGAAUCACUUGACAUUCAUUAAAAAAACAUCUGAUAAUCUUUAGAAGUUUGAAAGAAGCUUUCGGUGGAAAUUCUUUGCAAAUUUCCGACUGCUAAGCAUUUAGUCGAUUUGAGACCGUGCCCGGCUACCUGGUAUUUAGUCAAACACUACAGCUGCAGUACUGUGCAAAAGUAAUCCAAAAAUUCGUCGCUAAAUAUCGCGCUUUGUUCUCUGAUAUAUCGCCGAUAUAUCGGUGAUAUAUCGUGCAUUUUAUCGAUUCUUCAAAUCUUUCUGGUGAUAGGUCGCUACAUAUCGCGUCAGCGAGUUUUUUGUUGGCGACAAACGCAAGUCUUUCUUAUCUCUUUCAAGCUAAAUUUGCUAACUCACUUUUUUUAUUGUGUUAUAAACAAUUUGCUUCUGUGGUCUCAUUGCUUCAGUAUCAUUUACGAUAGCGUAGUCAAAAGAUAAUCGUACUAAAAGCAGCAAAUGUUUUUUUUUUGUUUCAAAACAUUAAGUGUUGAAGUUUUACAGCAUUAGGGAACGAAGCAGACCACAAGGGAAAUAUUUAGAUUGAAAAUUUAAAUAAAUGACGAUAGGUUUAAUACAAAUAAUUUUACUGAAGCAUUGAUCACUGCCUCUAAUGGUUAAAUAACAAGCACAUCAACGUUAAAUAACAAGCACAUCAAAGGCCAUGUGUUAGCUAUGCUUUAAGCUUCCUGUUUGAAGUCCUUCAUAUACACGUUGCAGACAAAUAAUAGAUAUUUAAAGGGCGAGCCCAUAGUUGCACCACGGGUCUGUGAAUAGAACUUUCCUUGGGGGAGGAAAUACGUAUAUGUUCAUUUGGGCAUCAGUAAAAAGUGUGACAGUCACUCCAUCUUCAGUUGAGAAAAGAGGUUCUUCCUGCUAGCGUCUCAUUGUUGGUCAUUCAGUGUAUAGUGCUUUAUCUUGGAACGUUAUUAAAACGUGAGUAGAUACGAAGGGAAAACAAAGUAGGCAAUAGAAUUUCACGCUCAGUUAAAUUGCAAGCUUACGUACGGUAAUAAAAAUCAAACACAGCGAACACUCAUAUAGUAUACAAAGUUCAGUGUUCAAAAACAAAACAGAACAAAACAGAAAUGAUGACCAAAAUAUAACCAAACUGGCAUAACUGUUAAAAUUCAUACUAAUCAUGACGGUGUCGGAGAUCAUGAUCAUGAUCAUGCUGAAGUCCAUCGCGGCUCGCUCAUCUUGGCGAUCUCCGGUCAUCGCAGUAAAGCAAGCCUCAGAAACUACAUCGGCUGCCCUUCGAGUGAAAAAAUAAGAGCUUGCUCUGAUAUCCUUUCCGAUGCGUUGUGGAAAGUCACUUCAGUCAAUGCAGCCGAGUUUUGAGGCGCUGUCAUUCCGAGCGAUCUUCAUGUUCCGGUGAAUUCGGCUGUCGUUCAUUCAAAAAACACUCGCCUUGAACAGUUUGUUUUCUACCUUGUCAUGUGAAAAACUCGCGUGUUUUUAUGAGCCAUAAUUCGGCUGAAGUUCCCGACUACGUCUCGUGUCUCUCCCUACACUUCUUUCGUGCUCUAGCCGCUUCCUGCGUGCUUUAUAGCAGAACAGAGCACAGUCAAGGCUUCUCUAUUUGUUAAAAAAAAAGUCUUUGCAUGCAAGUGUUUUUUGGUCUGAUACGGAUCACGGGGGUCUCGAGGUCUUAGCCACCAAGAACCAUUUGGGAUGCAAAUCUCACAUUAGGAGUCUUUGGUUUUAAAAAACCGUAUUGCACUCAUCGAAUUAUGUCACUCUCGAUUUCAGGGACUGUGAUGACAAGGCAUUACUUAAGGAAGAAGACCGAAAACUUUCAAAAAUAAGAGGGAUCUCUGGAAUGGGAAGGUGAAAUAUGAACACUAGAGUCUUUUUCUUACCCUCUGUUCAACUUUCUUUCAGAAAUCUAAGUUUAAAUUUUACUUGUGGGUUGAAACAAUCAAAUCUAACAGUUUUGCAGUCAAAGAUGCUAGUAAUAGCUUGGCCAUUUGGCGAUUUCCCAUUUAUUUCUCAUUGAACGUAGUGCACUCUGCCACAUGUUAAUGUGGCUACACACAUGAAACUGAUUAACAAAUUCUUGAAUAAGUGUGGACACCUGCUCUUCAGACUUAGGGAAAGAUUUAAAAAAUUGAACGAUUGUAAAAAGGUUUUUUUUCUGGGCAUUUUCUAAUUUCUUCAGGAGAUAUUUAAUUGUUGAAGGAAAUGUUUCUUAGAAAGUGUGAAUAUGGGUACUGCAACAUCUCCCUUUACCUCAGUGAUUUUUUUCUUUACAAUGCAUACUGGUUACAUUUUCAGACACUAGAGACAGAAAAUGUAACUAAGAAUUGUGUAGAAAGAGUCAUAUUGUUUACCAGCAGGCUGUGUGUAGUGAGUCUUAAGGUUAGCGAGUCAAUUGCACGUCCUAAAUUUCUUCAUAUACUCUUGGGAAUUGCGACAUUAUGUGACACUUUACAGUUAUUCAUCUCAUCUGUUGAUAGGUUUUUCAAAGAUGUCAUGCAGUCAGCUCGAAAAUCAGGAGAGGAUGGCAAUACUGAUGAUUUCCUCGGAUACAUUGAAAUACCAAUUAAGGUACAAAUCAGUCCAAUCCAAACUAUUUUCUUUAUUACUAUUUUAACAAUAUUUAUGUAUAAUUAGACAGCGGAUAAGGAAUAGAGAGCUGCAAGAAAGAAAAAUAGAGAGAACAUCGCGGCAGUGGUAACUGAUCGAAAAAGAGGAAUACAUCCCCCUGCAGUCUAUUCCUAAUUACAUAUAAUAAGUUGAAUUACACAAACUUUGACGCUGUGAUUGGUUCUCACUUAUGAUCUGUUAGAGGAAAGAUACAUAGAUGACCUCACUAAUAACAAAAGUUUGCUUCUAUAGCUAUAAAUAUAGGAAAAUGAUAUGUGUUAACUGCAGAUUGAGAAAUAAAUAUAAGAUCGAUCUUCGCAGUAAUGAACAACAAUUAAGCAGAAGUUUAAAUAAGGCCUCAAGAGAAUUCAGGCCUGCACGGGAUUUGAACUCAUGAACUCUGCAAUACCGGUGCAGUGCUUUACUAACUGAACUAACAAGCCAAGUAGAAGCUGGUCGUUAUGUUGCUUCGUAAUAUAUACAAAUAAAGCAAUAUACAUUACCUGCUCUCUUGUCGGUUUGUGGAUGUAUCUUAUUUUGAACACACCGGAAGCACUGAUGAUGUGUUACCUUUCAAAAACUCAUGAACUCUGCGAUACCGGUGCAGUGCUCUACCAACUGAGCUAACAAGCCAAGUGGAAGCUGGUCAUUAUGUUGCUUCGUAAUAUAUACAAAUACAGCAAUAUACAUUACCUGCUCUCUUGUCGGUUUGUGUAUGUAUCUUAUUUUGAACACACUGGAAGUACUGAUGAUGUGCUACCUUUCAAAAUCGUCAAGUUGGACAAAGUUAAGAUUUGUUUCCAGCACUCAGGUCGCAUUUUUUAACCGCUCAAAUUCCCUACAGCCAUUACCACCCUGCAAGUACGCGCAGUAAAUGUUCUAAAAUAGUUGUCUAUUGUAUCGACUUGUUAAAUCAUUGUUCAGUUCAAAGUUCAGUUAUUUUAAUGUGAACUGUCUGGUAGAUGAUUUUUUAACGCGUUUUUUCCGUCCAAUAUUGGAUUUGCAGCUCAUAAGCAUUGGGUACAAUCUCUUUCAGGAAAUUCCAGCCGCUGGCAUUGACGAGUGGUUCAAGCUUAAAGGACGUUCUUCAAAAUCUCACGUGGAUGGUCACUGUCAUCUUAAAAUUACCCUUACUACUGGAAAGGUAACUUACCGAGGCCCUGUAAUUUCUCUUCAAGGCUGGCAAAUUGUCAGAAGUAAAGAUUUAAAACUAAAAUCAAGGAAGCAUUCACACAAAUUGAAAAUAAUUACUGAACUUCGCACAGACUCCGUUUUUCCCCUUUUCCAUUUUGGAUUUCUUUGUUCGAUUUGUUUCCAUUUUAACCAAUUUUAAUGAUUUUUAAGUUAACUACUCCUGAUUCGAUUAAUAAUGGUAAUAGAACUGAGCGGAGUCCAGUCCAGUCUGUAAUUAUAGGAGUGAUUACCAAACUCGGACGACCGCGAAGCGGGAGCCCGCUUUGUUAAUUACGAGUAUGAUUACAGACAGCCACAAUUGGACGUCACGAAGUCCAGUUACCAAUUAAUCAAAACUAUGAUAAAAUUUGAGAAAGAAACUAGACAUCGGUUUACGUUUUCACAAAAAAGCAACAGUUAACUCGGUCAAAUAUGAGACAACAGCGUGUACAUGAAGCGUUCUGUCCACCUACACAGGCAUUUCGUGUUAACUGUCCUAUUACACUGUCCAGUUACAAGCAUGACGCGUACACUGUCCUAGUAGUCGGCUCAAAUCGGGCUGGUAUCUGUCUGUCGGGCUAUAUCUAAUCACGUUCGAGAGUUUUGUAAUAGUUUUGAUUAAUACGGUAAUUGCAUUAUAUUGUUUUGCCCAUUCUCUCUGCCAGUUUGGCAGAAAUUCAUUCUCCAACAAUAUUUCUUCCGCAAAGUUACGGUUGGAAUGACCUUUUCAUAUCGAGUGAAUGUGGUUGAACCUUUAUACAAUAAAAAGUUGGAUUGCAAGAGUUAGAAAAAAAGAGAGAAAAGAUCUAAAAAAGAGUGUUAUUUUUAACCAAAGUCGCGAAGAAUGUUGCCAAAUGUAGCCAACAGUCUUGUCGGUCAGAUUAAGGGAUAUAGCGAUUUAUUACUUAGUGAGUUUAUGACACCUUUUGUGCAGAGGUGCUAGAUACUCCAAUGAGAUGGGAGAUGUUAUCAUUUGUGGCUUUACAGCACUUGCCAUAUGAAAGACUCAUAUUUGAAAUUAUCAACUCGCUUAAAAUUCGCUUGUUACCCUGUUUAUAAUUAUAAUAAUACACCCUAUAUAUAUUGCUGAGAUGAUCUUACACUCAUUUUUAUUCUCAAGAAACCUGACAUUCCAUAUGAAAUCAAGCAUCUUUAUCCAACAACCCUGGAUAUCCAUGGUGCGCUUUUAAGAGAAUUUAUUCGUUAUGGCUGUGAAAACUACCAGGUUAGCUUUAAUGAUAUUUUUCUUCCUUUAUAAUCAAUUUGUAGUAAUGUAAGUGUAAGUCUUCAACAUGAGCCACUGGCUCGGGGGAUUGGGUAACCACCCCCUACGUUACCGACGUAAAAUAAAUUGUAUUGUAAUAUCAGUGUGUAGUAAUGCAGUAGCUGUGGACUGAAUUAUAUUCUUAACACACGUAAGAUCAUGGAGAGGUCUGGACCUUUGAAAAUGCUUUGCUGCUGUGAUGUUAUCGCGUUUCAGAGUGGGUGGCAUGGCCCCACCUUUACAGUCACGUCGUAUCCUUUUAGUAAUUACACAUUGAAAUGAGUUAUUAAUAACUGAAUUUUAGUUUUGAAGAUAACGACAAUGGUAUCGGCAAUUAUUAUUAAUGAUUCUUACAAAGAUUUAGAUGAAAAGAAUGAGUAAAGUGAAAUCUUUGUUUUAAGUAUUUUUUAAAGGAAGAAUUACAUUGUGAAUUAAAUUGCCCAUAAAACGAGCUGUAUUUUCCAAACGAUUGAAAUACGCUUAAAAUAAUACCUUAAUUAUCCAAAUGUUUUGGCCAAAUGAAAGGUCUUACUAUUGAUAUUGUUCUUUGAAAAUUGGAACGCGUAUAUGUUGUGCGAAACGUCUGUGUUUGAACUUUCAUAGGACACUGACAGCAAACGAAAUUCAACUGAGCUCUGUCCACAAGCGGAGUUCAUUCUUCAUCAACAUGCUCUACAGAAUGAGUUAAACGAUCUUCAACAAGUCAGCAUGUGAGUUAUUAGUUGAUUUUUACAAUUUAUUUGCCUUAUUCUAUUUCUUCCCGGCACAAACGAAUGAGGUACCAAGAGAUGUUCACAUGGGAUGCAUUGGUCGCUAAAGCAGAAUUAAUACGAUUAUGUAAUAUAAACAUUUGCUAGGUAGUAAAACCGACCGAAGGGUAAUUUUUACAAGUGACCGUGUAAGUCUGUGUAACUGAAAGAGUAAUUCCCGCAAACGACCGAAUGAGUGCAUAGAACUGACAUAUUACUAUGUUUACAACCGAUCGAAUUUGUGCAUAAAACGAGCAGAAUAAUUUUUUUGCAACCAAAGGGAUUAGCCCGUAUACCUGUCAGAGUAUCAAGACCAAAUGUGUGGGAGGCACAGCUUGACGCGUGAAGUUUAGAACUGGGCGACUAUAAAUGCGUAAAGACUUAAUUUUACAACUGACUGAAAAGACUGUGCACAAUUGACAGAGUGAUGUUUCCAAGUGUCCUUUAAGUUAAAAUUAUCACUAAUAUUUUUGUUUACAGAAGAAAUGUGAUAUGAAGAAGCAAGUUUUCAGAUCACUUAUUUUCAUUGAUUUAUUAAAUUUUGACAUGUUUUUAGUCGCUGGAUGCUUUUCAGUCACCAUCACUGGCUUGAGCCAAUGAAGUACAGCUCUUUAAACGUAUUAGUGAGCACUCUAAAGAAGGAAUGGAAAACUGGGGCACUCAGCCAACCAGAGGUACAUGUAAAAAUGAGUGUAAGGAAAACAAACUUAGAACUGUGGAACUUAGGUUUAGAGAUGCUUUUUUUUCUAGGAUGAAUUUCAAACUAGUUUCAAGCUCUUUACUCAGCUGAACCCGGACUAUUAUUGGUUGUAGCUGUGAUUGAAACUUUUAAAUUAUUAUGCGAUAACCUGCAUCUUGCUUCUACAUGUUUCAGGAACAUUCAUUGGUCAAGUCGUUAAAGAUAUUUACAGAUAACUGUUGGAGGUUAUUGAUAAAAUAUAGAGACGUUUUCCCUGCCACAGAUAAAGGAAAGCUCAGUCGCUUGAUAAAUUUACUGGAGUAAGUUUAUCCUACCAUACGAGCUCACCUCAUUUUUCCAUUAUAGAUCUUCUUCCUGGAUGCGGCCACAACCAUUGAUGUGCUACGUUUCUUUUGUUUGUUUGUUUGUUUGUUUGUAGGUGUUUGUCAAAUUUAUACAAGCUCGAAGUUUUCAAGAAUUCAAUUAAGGAACCAUUGAAUGUUCAAAUGUCAAAUCUUCUUAAGGUGAGUGAGAGCAGCAAUUUAUCCGUUUUGGAGGGCAUCCUCUGAUAAGUUUUAGGUGCUAUGAAAAAACUCAACCUUACAAGUUUUGAACUUCUUUAAAGAAGCUGACUGGCAACUGAUAACCUUUAAUUGUACAUAUGUUGUUUACCCCUCUGGGUAACUUUUGAUACAGGAAUCAGCUCUUGCUUGGUACAAGAAAGUGUAUGCAUGGAAGGAGCCUCAGACAAAGGUAUGUUCCCCAAACUUUUGAGCCUUGAUUGUUGUACUGUUUUAUCCUUCUAAAACCUGCCCAUAGCUCGUUAUUUUGGGGGUUAUCGUUGGUUGCGGGGCAAAAAUUGUUUCCGUCAAAAUCACACAAAUUGCGGACUUAGUUCAAAACCAAACGAGUUUCGUCUGGAUCACAGACUUUGCCUAAGUAAAGAAAAAGGUGCGUGCCCUUGGCGCAGUAAUGUGCAAAAAUAUAAAGCAGAGUCAAACGCAGAAAAUAUUUCAGCCUUAUCUAAAUAAAAUCUAGGCUCUUUUGUCAAGGUAUUCCCUCCUAGAAUAAAGACACCAACUAUGCUCGCCGUGAAUUCCUACUCCUUCAUCAAAGUUCUCUGUCACCAACCUGAUGGAGAUGCAACGAGAAGCAGGAAAAGGGCAAACCCGUUUUCAUUUAUUCGUUGGGCGUGUCAAUCCUCAAUUCCACGGACAAGGAUCAGGGUUUAUUACACAAUUACGAAACAAUAAAAAAAAACCGCCAGUUUUCGGCAGUUUCGCGUAGAAGAGGAGAGCUUGAAGCUAAUAUUGACUUCGCAUCCAACUGUCACCUGGAACUUCAAUUUACAGUCACUAUUAUUAAACAGAACUGAUGUUUUCGGCCAAAACUUAUGCAAAUUAUCAUGGGGUUUGAGCUUCCGUCCUCUUUUGUGAAACACUUACUCAUAUAAAUCUUACUUUCGAUUCUUACUAUUCUCCUUACUUUUAAUCCUGAUCACGCAAACGUGCCUAGCUUGUAUCUAAUUUCUUCCCCCGUGUCGACUAUGCCUUCUACUCAAAACGUAGGUUUGGUUAACUUUGCACUUUGCUUGAGACUAGUAAUCGUCCUGACGCUCAUCUUGUAAGUGGGAAUCGGACAGUAUUCUUCCACGCGUAAGCCUUCUAUGUGAAGGCGCAUCGCAAAUUUUUUCUUGUGUUUAUUAUUAUUUGUUUGUUUGUCUGUUUCGAUGGAAGAGACCUCUUUUCACUUCCAUCUAAUCUUUGUUCUAUCAUUCUGUGGCUUCAACUCACUAUUCCUUGAUUUCAUGCUUUCACCUGAUUGUAUCUCAUUAUGUGGAAACCCUAGGGCCAUCUUGUUAGCUAUGGGACGCGUUCACGUUGUGAUGAAUGCCAAACAGCCAUUCAUGGCUUAUUUUCUCACCAUUAUUUUUCAUAGUAAGUUCUGGUAGCAUGUGGACAACAUGUGGCUUCACUGUACAUGCUUUGCACACAAUAAGACAUGUUUUCCGAAAUAAGUUGAUUUUGUUCAAAAGAGUGCUUGAUUACUUGUUCAGAUGAAAAAUUUGUAUACGGGGUUUUGACCAUGCUAAGAUUUCGUUGUAAAUUUGACUACGUUUAUUUUUGCUCUUUAGAACGAAGAGGCUAUGCUAUCUGCUAUGGUGGAUGUUGCUGAAUCUCUAGUAACAGACAUGUUUCAAGCCAAGGCCUGUUACAGAAAGAUAUUCGCAGUGUUAGUGUUCAUUGAAGGUUUAGCUGCGAUCCACACAACGCAAUUUAUGCUUUUAAAGUGUUUGUAGUGGCUCGUGGCAAAGUUAAGAUUUUGAAAUCUGAAAACCGACAACCUUGGGAAAUGCAUAGAGAGAUCCAAUUUCAGUUGACCGAGAACAUGCAAAGAAGGUUUUGCACGCCUUUCCCCCUUUAAUGUUCGGAUCAUACUGAAACGCAAACUUGUGUCAAUUUGAACGGUUAUCUAACGUCGUGAAUUGGGUGAAAAGGGCCAGAAUAGCAAAAUUUUCUAAUCCUUUUUGCUACGAAUCUUUCGUGCGAGAAUAGUCUCUAGUCUCAAUGAUGUGGCUACUGAAAGUGAAUGGAGGCGAAUGAAUGAUACGAUAAAACUAUCGAGGGGCCAUUUUGAAGAAACCAAAAACAUAAGUUUCGACUUAAUAUUCUACCGUUCAGUUAUGUUUUUAUUUUUUGCACCAGAACGGGAGUGAAGUAUUUCACUACAGUUUACAACCAGUUGGAAUUAAUGGUAAGUGAUGAAAUUAUCCUUUUUCCCAUUGUCUUUUCAAAAAUGUUGUGGUUCUUGUUAUUUAGAGUUUGGUCUCUCGUUUGUUUGUCUGUUUGGCUAUAUUUUCUAUCUUUAAUGAUUAGGUUAUCAACAAAUUGAUAGAGCAGGAUCUGGAGAAGCAUGAAAAAAAUUGUAGCAUUUUCCGCUUCUUCCUUUCAGUUUCUCAUAGAACGUAUUUAAUGUACGAAGAAAGUGUCGAUGACACUUAUGUUUUGCGCGUUGUGUCAGGCGUAAAGGGGUCGACUCCUAACUAAGGUCACUGCUAAGUAUUUUCCUUUUUGCGUCCAGAAAUACUUGGGUAACCCUUUGGUUCAGAAAAAAGUGCCGAAGGUAUCGUGAAAUGUUCUAAUGUUAUAUAUUUUUUUGUUGGUUCUAUUUUGUUUAGCAGGUAAUGUAGUGUUAACAACUGAGUUGAAAACGUAAAUUAGCCACCGUAAAGGGUAAAAAAGCCGACGUUUCGAGCGUUAGCCCUUCGCCAGAGCGAUUGGAGGAAUUGUGGGUUGAAACGUCAGCUUUUUUACCCUUUACGGUGGCUAAUUUUCGUUUUCAACUCAGUUGUUAACACUAAAUUACCUGUUAUACUCUCCCACCGACGCAGCACCACAGUUCCUUUAGAAACUUACCCCUUUAUUUAUCUAUUUUGUUUAGCUUGCAUCUGAUGUUCACAACACUAUGGGGAAUGUCAACAAGCGUCUUAAACAGGAAGGUGGCGCUGACAUUGUUGGAGAGAAGCUGUUUUCAUUAUAUUUGGCCGUGAAGGAAGUCAUUAGUUACCGGAGCAUAGGAGAGUCAAUGUAAGAAAACAAAUUAUCGUCAGUGCUCUAGAACUAGUACACUGACACGCUUUAAAGUGCUGGCAAAGAAAGUCCUUUUUCGUAAACUUAAUCGCUCUUAAAGUAGAGCGGAAAAUGAUCUGUGGAAAGAUCGAUAGCUUUAACUCUUUGUCUAAAAAUGGCCCAAAUCUUGUUAGCUAAAUUUGUUAUCGCGAAGAUGUGAACACUUCUGAUACUGAGACUGAAAGUUAUAAAGGACAGCAAGAAGACCACAGAUAAAUAUAAACAAACAAAUAAAAACAAUACAAAUAAAGAGAAGAUAUCUGCUAUAAACACUCUUCUUCGCUUCAUUGAAGUUAAUUACAUAACAAAUGAACUAAAUUAAUCCCACUUGCCCCAGAACUUUUUUCUUUUUUUUUCUAUUUUUUUUCAGUUUAAUGAAAACUCGUGGUCGAAUCGAGAGAAACUUCCAGUUGCUUCGACAAUAACCUGCCGCUAUUGAUGCUGAUGUAAUAUUUCAAUUUAAAUGUCCUCAACCUUUCUUGAGCGGUCUCCCUUAAAUUAAAAGUUAUUUAAAGUUCAAUACAUUUGUAUUUGAAGAAACAUGUUCUGUCUGAGUUGCUCGCACCCUCGAAAAUACCUUACGGUGGAAGCCCUUUGAACAAGCAUGGUCCGAAUGUCAUAUGAUAAACUAACCUCUAACUUGCUCGACCGUUAUGAGAAAUGUUUGCACUCGGCCAGAAACAGGCCUUUAUAACAAGGUUCCAUAAUCAUUAUGUUUCAGGCCAGACCAUGUGUAUGCCCUGGAUGACUAUCAUGGGUGGUUCAAACAGUCUGUUUUACGUUGGCUCGAUAUUGCACAAGUUAAGGCCAAAGAAAGAAUUAAAAGAGCAGUUGAAAUUGACAAGGUAAGUCUAGAGGGUUCAGUACCGUGUUCCUUUAUAUUGAGGCUAUUUAAUGUGGAGUAAUAGAAAUCCAGGACUAAGGCGAAUAAAUAAUCUUAGUUUUUCUGUACCUCAAAGGACUUUUUCUAUCCUUCAUCCCUCUCGAGCACGUCCCCUCUUUUGCAUAAUGAUGUUACUUCUACCAGUUUUCCCAAUGACAUAGCGUCAUGAAUUGAACAAUUAAGUAUUAGCUAGAAAAAUAGCGACUAACAAAACAUUUUCUGUUUGAUGAGAAAUUGUGACGAGACAAAAGUAAAAACAGGGCUGAAUUGUAAUUGUUCAGGAAGCAGUCAGUAGUUAUCUAGCCGGUCAUCGAAAAAAGUUUUGUCAACCAUUAUGGGAAUUGUCUCCGGCGCCGUGAGGCACAUUUCGAAACAAGAAGGUUACAUCAUAGGACAGAAAAAUCUCGCCAUUGUUUGUCAAAAAAACCGACAGAUGCCCGUUACCAUAUAUUGUUUAUUUAUUUUAUUGUUUAUUUUAGCCAUGUUUAAUUAUAAUACAUCAGUAGAAAUAAAAGGAAUUACUCAUACAGUGAUACAAUAUAAUAUGAUAUAAUAUAAUAUAAACAUAAUAUAACUAAAUAUAUUAAUUGUCGAAAAUCCUCAAUGGGUUGAUGAACCACCAUACCUUUACCGGGGGAAACUUGCCGGGGAAUCGCAAGCUUCAAACUUCGAUAAAGGAAAAAAAAUUUUUUUUAACUUUGAUCAUUUAGAUCUUGAGGAUUGAUGCAAGUGUUAGUCAUUCAACUUCAGCCAUCGAUGGAGUUGGUUGCUUUUACCAGGUAUAUGAACAGAGUUAGGUGUAUGGCUUGUUUCUCUCUCCCCACUUGUUUGCUUCCUUCUUUUUGACUGACUUUGUCGCUGUACAUGUAAAUCCAUUUUUGUUCCUCUUAGAUUCGAGAAUUCUGGAAGAAGUUGGCUUGGCCGGACCCAUCUGGAUCCUACGUGUUUGUCAUGCACAUCACCAACGUAAGUAAGAUGCCUGUAAACACUUAUUAGUGCACUUCACCGAGACGACAUGAUUAGAAUAAUACUGUAAUCCUCUUUCGGGAGUUUAUCAAAUGAUCUCUCUGAUUUAAAAACAACGUUUAAAUGGUAGGUACCUAACUUUAUACAUAAGUGACAAAAAAUGAAAUUUUAUACCACAGCAAAUUUGUAGCAGUGGAUCAUACUACGCUGAUCUUCUGUUCGACAAGAUGAUUAAAAAUAACUAUUAUGACAAGGAUCCUUCUCAGUUUGACGUCAGUGAACAGGUAUGUUCAACCCGAAUCUCUGAAUAGAUACGCUUCUUUUGAGUCAUGUGCUCUGAUCAAAAGUGGCCAACAACAAUAUUCCUUCUUUUUAUCGCUUUUCAUUCUAUCGUUAGCUCUUUUUGUCGUAUACUCUCAAAACUGAAGGUUGGCAAAUUAAUUUCUUUGUCGCUAUUGUGAUGCCAAUGAACACUAUUCUAUGAAAAUAACGCUUCAAAGAGAAAUUUUGAUAACUUACAAUAUAACUUGAGAAAUUUGAACAACCUGCACUUCUUUCCCUUGUAUGUGGUAAUCCUUGUGAUCAACAAAAUAAGUUGAAUGACGAGGCAGCUAACUUCGUGAAACUUCAUAGAUAGUCCUUUUAAGUAUGACGUUUUUGUAUUCUCUAUUAAAAUCUCUCAGUUAUGUGUUACCUUGAAUAACAUUGAAUACAUGAGACUGUGGUUAUCGAAACUGCCUGAGAAGCUGGGCUGGGAAGAUGUCAUUAACGCCUUGAUAACAGCGCAUGGUGAAAGAGGUGGAAAGCAUGCACGCUCAGCUCUGGAAAAUAUGCUAUGUAGUGCAGACGACGACAUGCUUAAUAAGGUUGCCGAUGCUAUUGAGCACAUUGGACAACGGGUUCGUAUACAGUGGUUCAUUUUAACUUUAUACUAGUAAAAAGGUGUGUUCUUUCUUCUUAUUCAGCGCGUUUGUCGCGCUUGCUCAAAAGUUUACCAGGACGCGUGAAAGGGCCCUUCGCGCUUCCUUGUAAACAUCCCGUCAAGCUUUCGUCUUUGAGAUAUAUUCCCUUGCGCUCCAUCAAAACAGUGCCCUUUCUUCUCUAAGAAUAUAGUUUUGUCAGUGCAUUCUUCUCGAGUUUUCGCUAUCCUUUUGGUUCCCCUCGUUCAUAUGUAUUUUUGUAUUUCGUUUUUAUCCCUGUUCUUCUGGUAGACUCUUGUUUUGCUUUGAUUUUUUUUCCUUGAUAGAUGGGGGUCGAUAUCAAGAGAUUUGUUUUUCAACUGUGCUGUGCCCCAGAAGACACGCCAGCUGAAGAAGUAAGUUUCAUUUAUGAAGAUUUAGACGAGAUGAUGAUUAGAUCCUCAAAGGGAUGUUUCUCAGCGUUCGUGUUAAGUUGUUUUAAUCAAGCCACUAACCCAUAGAGUAGGUCAAUAACGAGCUCCGUGUCUCCGCAAUAGUGACAAAAGCAGCUAGUUUGUAGGGGAAAAAAGACAUUUUCUUUAAUAUUGUAAAGUGGAUAUUCAUAGCUGUCAUAGGACGCCCUGAUUUUUAAAGCAUCCUCUUGAAAUUGUUUAGAUCGCCAAAAAUGACAGCGAGGAUUAUUUCAUCGUUUGAUUUACUUUCCGCCGUUUUUCUUUAAUGUUUUCAGAUUUACCGUUAUGAUUCCAUUUAGCUCCCGGGGCGAUUAUUUAUUAUUGGUACCUCAAGGGGGGAGGGCGCUUAAACGAAACAUGGCGCUUAUUCCUUGUUCAGGAAUCAGCAAUUGCAGUAAGAUGAACCGUGGUUGAUCUCAAUGUACACGUACUCUACCGGUGCUGUCACUGAAACAGGAUAGGGUCGCUUAUUGGUAUAUGGGCGCUUACUGGAAUGAGGAUGCUUUAUCAAAAGGGGUACUAAUUAGAAUCGGGGCACUUAUUAACAUAAUCAAAUUCAAAGGAGGCGCUCAUAAUCGAGGGGCGCUUAUCUGAACGAGGACGUUAAAUCGAAUCAUUACGGCGCAUUCGUUGCGAUUGCGUUCAUGGAAAGAAGUGAACGACUAUUAUUUCGAGCACCUAUCCGUUAUUCCAGUGGAAUUUUAUUCAAACGAUAUAUUUUGAUUUUGCAGCUGCAACAUUCUUGACAAUUUGUUUUGGCUCUUUCAAUCAGAAGCAUAUAAUCUAGGUUACAUGCUUCUAAUCAAUUCGUGGCGUGAAAAUGUCGUCAUAGCGAAUUUGGAAUAUUGAAUGUUAUGGCUAAUAUCAACUUGACAAUUUUUUUGUUGUUUCACUUUAAGGUUGUGGUUCCUUUACUCAAAUACUUGGACGAUGAUCUCAUGGUUCUGAAUACAAGCGUCGUCAAAUCUGUGUUUCACAGGUAAAAUGUUCACAUCCAGAUAAACUGCUUCAUAUCUGUCACUUCUCGUGGUUUGCAUACGGCAUGAAUUAAGCCCUUUACAUGAUCAUUGGUUUCGCAAGGCCAAAAUUACCCUUUUUUUGGUUCUCGUCUUAUUUGCAAUAAUGUUGAGAACGUUCAGUUGGAUAUCAAUCCUCAGAGCUUAGUGUUUAAGAUUAUGCAGCUUGAUAUUUCGAAGGAAUUUCGUUUCUUCCUUUAGUGUUUACUCGAACCAGGUGAAACUUGGACCAAAACUGUCCAAAUUGUCAUCUUGACAAAACUGCAAAGAAGCUGCAACGCCAAUUCUCGUUUACCAUCCUAGUUCAUUUCCUUGUUGAAUAUGGACACUUUUGAACUAGUUGAGAGUUAUUCGUGUUCUUGGUUCACAGAAUUCUCCAUUUCAUUUGGGAAAUAGUGAUUGAAAACUUCAGUAAUGGUAUUAAAGCCAACGGAGGGGUAAGGUCGUUGAUGAUACAUUACAAUUUCCUUCUAUUUGUUUGAUUUAACAUGUUUUGCUAUGAUUCAGUAAGUUAUGAAGAGUUAAUUAUUCUUUUUUCAUAAGAGAACUGCGUCCUUCUACCAAAGACAAUGCGAAGCACUUGAGGUGAGACUCUUGGCGAGACGUAAUCGUGUAUCUCUUGCCUCUUUUGGAGAGCUGGAAAUAUCUUGUGAAUUUAAUAAGAUCAUUUUGUUAUCUUCCCGUUAACAUUUCGUCGCUCGGUAAUGUUUGAGAUACGCUUUGAGAUAUGCAAUUUCUUCUCUCGUGCUCAACUUGUUACGCGUAUAUAAAGUGUAAACACAGCAAAGAGAAAUUCCAAAACUCCAAUGACUCAAGUAAUGUUUUUUUGUACAACUUUACAACUGAUUGGAAAAUUCUGUCUUUUGUUUUUAGAUAGUGCAGAGUUUCUUUUACGCCGAUGGAGUUGGGGUUCCUUUGGAACGUUUGCAGCUGGGAAACUAUAAGGUAACGUUGAAAUAUUUACAUGUGGCAUAACAACAGCUCACUUUUUUACUCUUUAGUUCAUUGCAUGAACAUUAAGCGAUUUUUAUCAUUUGUGCAAUCAGAAUGGUUUGCUAUCUCGUGCUUAUGGACGCUACCCCUUAGCGGUUGAAUAAUCAGUAAUGUUGAAACCAGAAACCGUUUUUCUUAUGAGGCUUUUCCGACAAACCCGCAAACAGUAACCUACACUGAAGGUGUUACCGAUAGAAAAAAAACUUCAGACCAAGUCUUCUCAAAUUGUCCCAAAUGUACUGAAUUCUUCAUUGCUGAAUUCAACACGAGUAAGUUAUUUCAAAGCUAAUGUACUUUAAUCAACUGAGUUGAUAACGUAAACUGGCUACCAUAAAUAGUUUCUAAGCCGACUUUUUGGGCGUUGGCCCCUCGUCAGACCCAUGACGAAUGGCUAACGCUCGAAACGUCAGCUUAGAAACUCUCCACGGUGACCAUUUAAGUUAUCAACUCAGUCAAUAAAACCAAAUUAACAUGUUAUGCUCCCCCACCGACGCCGCACCAGUCCAACCAAUCUGUUUUAGUCUGGGUACAGCCCAGAAUACGACUCAACUUUUGGGGGAUUUUUCCCUUAAUUGGAAAUUCUAUAAAUGUCGUGACUCCUAACUUUUGCACAGGUUGUGCUCAGUGUUUCAAGCGAACAUUGUUACGUUUAUUUGAGAUUCCAAUUCUUCACACUUUUUAGCCAACUAGUCUCAGCAUUUCCUUUGUUUCGGAGUUGUUAAAGAACAGCCCAUAGAUAUUGCGAGCUUGCAAACUCACGUGCACUCUACAUACUGUUACCAUAGCCAUAUCCACUGGAAACUCAGGACUUUUCCCAUAACAUUUUGUCUCGCCGAUCACUCUUGGCCCACGGAGGGGUUUUUGAAGAUCGCCAUCAACGCCAGAAAAGUGUAGCAAACGUUCCCAUAAGCAGCUACCUAUUAAGUCUUAGAGUAGUCGCAUAAAUAUCUCGAAACGGGAAAGUUUCUUUAAGAGAAUUUCCACGCAAAAAUUGUUUCGUUAGAUUUUGGUUGAAACCCUCGCCUUACGCAAGAUGUCCACAACAGACUUAAUCCAACACUACUUUGCCGAGAGGUGUGGAGAACAGGUACAGUGAAGAGCCUUUUAGAUAUUAUUCUCUCUUUUUGAUACAUGAAGAAGUAAAAAAAACCUCAAAUUCACAGAAAAGCUUUACUGUGAGAGAUCGUUUGUAUUUUGAGUUUUUGCCACUGUUAUGGAGCUCAUUUUUGCUUUGUUGUGGCUUCUUUGCAAGGAAACUGCCGAAGAGAAAUAUGGAGCCGUAACAUUUAAAGCUUUCUAUGAUUUUAAUAACCAGAAGCUUCAAGUUGAAGGUAGAUUAUAAUAAUUUUUUCUUUCCUUCUCAUUUAAAGUCAUUUUAAUCUUCGCCUUCCUUUUCGGCUGAAGGCGAACGCUUCUUCAGAACAGAGAAAAACAAGAAAAACUAUUACGGGUCAAUAAUAUCCCAGUAACAAUAAUAAUUGUACACAGUGCCUCUCGAUACGUUUUAAUCAGAUUCGAAAAUUUUUUUGCGUGAAAAUAAAUUUAGUAAGCUUCCACUGUAAUAUCAAAACAGUGAGAAUCUGACAAACCAAUAAUUUUUUUCGCACUUGUUGGAUACGACAUUGGUUACGUGUCUUUGUCAUCUCACAUCCAAUGCGCAUUUUUGGAAUAUUUUUUAAUCAAUGUAUUCUCUGUAUAUUCAGUAUCAAGAAACUGGUGGCCUCCUUGACCUGACCAAGGUUUUAACGUUUCUUAGGCACCCUCUGGCUCUUCACCAAGUCAGUGGCGGAUCCAGACCUUGAGCUAAAAGGGGAGGGGGGCGGUUUUUUUGUCGCUUGCCCUGUCAGCUUUUCUUCCGUCCAAGAUUCUUUUUUUUUUUUACCCAUAAGGAGGAGGGAGGGGAGAGGCAGGCCCCCGGGUCCCUCCCCUAGAUCCGCCACCGCAAGUAUCAGCCCUAGCUUUCUGCUGAUACUCAGUUUUACCUAGGAGUGGAAAGAGGCACUUUGAGACAAGUGACAUAAUGACCUGGUCAGGGUAGAACCCGAACCUGAUCUGGUCCAGUGUGCUAAAAACUAGAUGAGCCCAUGCCUAACAAUUGAUUUGUUAUGAGCAGUGCAAACACAUUCUUUCUUCUUACAGUGCUGAAUGCAAAGAACCUUCCACCACUAGAUACUAACGGUAAGUAUACCGAGUUUAUCUGGACGUUUUGAAGGUCCUACAUUUUGACUUUCGAUGUUAUGCUGUGACUGUGUAGUCUCCGCUUUUCAGUACGGAUGAAGAACAGCGAUGAGAGGUAAUGCCUAACUAAAACCAACCUCUCAAUUCAAAGUUCAGCCAAAGUCACUCACUUAAUUAUCCAAAUAAUACCGAAGGAGACGAACUGUAAGUAUCAGUGAAAUAGAAGAGUGUCGUCAGGACAAAAAGUUUGUUUAUUGAAAAUUUUGAGGUUUUUGCUCGAUAAGCAUUCAGCCUUGAGCUGACCACGUGAAAAAGUAGCUUUUUCAGCCAGUAACUUCGGUUAUUCCUGUUUGGUAUCCAUUGUUGACUUUACCUUUACUGCUUUUAAGCUGUAAUUAAAAUUAGUAAUUGUAAUUUUUUUUUUCUUUUUUUCUAUCCUUUUGCAUCAGGGCUGUGUGAUCCGUAUGUGACGGUGGAGCUUUUGCCAGAAGAUUUUUACGGAAAGGAGAUGAAAAAAACGGAAAUCAUCAAGAACACUUUGUUUCCACUUUUCGAUGAGCAGUUCGAUUUGUAAGUACAAUUAUUACUUGAUUUGGUGUUGAUUUUACUGAUUACUGCCAAACACUUAGGUGUCAAAUUCCCUCCUUAAGUGAUGUUGAGCCGGAGUUGCUGAGAGAGACUGGUUCCUGUUUACACUUGACCGUUAUGGAUUAUGACGUAUUUUCAAAUGACGAUAUUGCUGGUCACGUGUACUUCAACUUGAAUAACGUCUGCGGUUUGCGGGAAGUUGUGGAAGGAGGCUUUUCUAACGUACCUCAACAAACACGAAAUAUCUUCCAUCCUAAGCCUGGAGGCCGGUACUUUGAAGGUAAGGAUUAAGGAUUGCAAGACUAAGGUUUUGUUUUAGAAUAGUAUGGGGCAAAACUGAUAUCUUUCCCAUACCCAACAAAGUUCCAGGCCCAUAUUUAUUCGUUGUUUCCAUAGGUGAUGGAGAUAAUUGCGAGUCGCGCAGAACCUAGACAUCAAGAUUAGAAAUAAAAAUCGGUUGAUCUUAUGCACUUGGUCUGAUCUUUUAGGGAUGGUGUCGGUGAAAUUUUUGCCUGAAAACGAUUAUGACAGGGAGCUUAAGCGCAAAUGUUUUUGAGGCAACCGAAAGUUGAGAGUUCUUAUCCUUUCACCUUUUAUGACAGCAGCGUUUGGUUUGAAAUGUAAUAGUUGGACCUUCCUGCGGAUCUGUUAAGCCUGGUUCUCACUAGCGACUUAAGCACAUGCGCAAGCACAAGCGCAGGCACAAACGUAAGCUCGAGGUAAUCAUGCCGAGUGAAAACGAACGUCGUAAAGCAUAAGCUUAAGAAUCAUAGCACAAAAUUUUUACUAGUAACAAGGCUUCGUUGAUCUCGACUCGGCCGAUAUGGCAGCAGACACCUAAAAGCGUCGAGUCCUGUUAUUUCUUCUAUUCUUGCGACGAAGAAAGCGAAAACGGUUACAAAAGAGGAGAAAAACAAAUGCCUUUGGGUUAGGGAUCUUUUUUAAGAAAGGAGAAGCUAAGGUGAUUUUUACAACCUCGUGGAGGAGCUACGACUUGGAGAUCGUGAAUAUUACUUCAGGUAAGCUUAUAUACAGAGAUGGAAAGUUUUAAAAUAUUCAAUAUAAACGGGUAAACUUUGUAUGUUUACUUUACUCUCUGUUAGCUCCAGAAAGUUAAGGUGAGCUUUCUGUUUCCCUCAGCUGAUUGAAUGAAAUUCAGUUCUAUACAAAUUGUCCAAAUUGUCUUCACUGAUGAACUGUUAUUUUAGGCUUUUACCACCUUAAUUGUAGAUACUAACGCAUGAGCCCAGAAAGAAUAUCUGUUGACCCUGGUUGGCCCCUAAUUUCCAAGAAGACUACUAAAAUGAGAGAGCCUAUUUCUGCUGCAGAACGCUUAACCCUCAAUGGGUAUGAUCAACAAUCAUUAGCUUUCAGUUACUGCCCUGGCUAGACCACUGUUAGCCACAUUCUGAGAGAGACAUGCGGUGCAAUUUGGAAGGCCCUGGGAGACAUUUAUGUAAGACCACCAAGUUCGCCUGAUGACUGAAGAGAAAUUUCAAAGGAAUUCGAAGACCUAUGGAAUUUGCCUCACUGCGUUGGUGCAAUUGAUAAAAAACAUGAUAGUAUGAAGUGUCCAAAUAAAAGUGGAUCUGUAUAUUACAAUUAUAAAAAUUCUUUUAGCCUUGGCAAUUUGUGAUUCUCACUACAAUUCUACUUUGGUAGAUAUUGGUGACUGUGGGGAGAAAUUUUACUCUCGAUUAAUUACUCCAGCCAAGAAAAAAAGUAUUUUGGAUAUAUAGUUUCAACGAUUCUUUUCGCUUCUCAUCUUAGAAAAUAACAUAGAUUGCAGUAAACUGGCAACUUAACGAAACAUUUUAGAAUGAAAAAAUUUAAGAUGUGAGAAAUCCUGAAUUGAAAGAAUCGCAUCCACCAUUGGUCUUUACAUUUCACUAAGGAGGAAUUACAAAUCACUCAUAUUACCUUUCGUCAUGCCCAUUUCCUUGCCAACUUGAGUUCGCGCUUGUGUUUUUCGUUUUUGUCUUUAAAAUCUUUACACCCCUUGUCAUACAAGACUCGAUAGUAGCGAACAACCUCGAAAAACUUUUUAUCAAAGUCUAAAGCGAUGUCGUUGAAAUGCUCAGGCGUAGGGGAAAACUAGAGCAAGUGCUAUAAUUGGCCAGACAUAAUCAAAGUAGACUUCCUUGCGCUUGUUCGGCGGUUUGUUCUCACUCGGAAUACGCGAACACAAGCACAAGCACAAGAAAAGGUAAAAUUUUUUUGAUCCUUGUGUUUUAGCUUGCGCUUGUGUUUAAGCUUACGUCGAGGCCUUUUUCACGGUGAAAUAAGAACUGUUAUGCUUGCGUUUGUGCUUGCGCUUAUGCUUGCGUCCCUAGUGAAAACUAGGCUUUAGCGUCAAGGCAUGCCAUAAUCAAUACCAUUCCUAUCCCAGUAAUACUUCGCGUCUUAAAACACCUUUGCUUAAGUUCUUUAAUGUCACUUUCCUUACCAAGGGGUUUUUCUUUUCAGUUCUCGAGUCACGGGAUGACGAAAAGGCUCAACGGUUUGCGAAAGCAGAGAUUGACUUGCACGAGAGAACAAUCAGCGCACAUGCGUGAGGAACCAGGUUGGCCAUGACGCAACUUCAGUCUCUGUCUUGUUAAGAAUUUAAGCAAUACUUCGUCAUUUAGCUCACUUGGCCUGCUAACUUUCUGAGAUUAACGAUUUCAAAUACCGUUGUAAAGCACGCAGGAAGCGGCUAGAGCACGAACGAAGUGCAGGAAGAAACGCGAGUCGUAGUCGUUUUACUUUCAAUUUUCAAGACAAACUUUAUUUCCAGAGCAAACAACUGUGUCGUCAUCAUGCUCUAUUCUCUCACAAAGUACGUCACAAUAAGCCAAUCAGAAUUCCUGUUAGAAUGGUUCAAAUAAUCCCAUUGGCUGUACAAGACUGAAGUUGUCAA